Molecule: messenger RNA, 4368 nt
Organism: Anoplopoma fimbria (sablefish)
Lineage: Eukaryota; Metazoa; Chordata; Actinopteri; Perciformes; Anoplopomatidae
Product: proto-oncogene tyrosine-protein kinase Src-like
Exons: 13
Coding region: 70-1710 (546 amino acids)
Biological process (GO): protein phosphorylation; negative regulation of intrinsic apoptotic signaling pathway; osteoclast development
Cellular component (GO): extrinsic component of cytoplasmic side of plasma membrane
Molecular function (GO): ATP binding; growth factor receptor binding; non-membrane spanning protein tyrosine kinase activity
Source: RefSeq, a predicted model, not a curated record
UAUUAUUAUAGGGGGAACAGCUGAAAUCUUCAGACGCGUAAAAACAAAACAAAAAAAAAAGGUCUGCAUAUGGGGGCGGGUAAGAGCAAGCCCAAGGAGCCGGGCCAGCGCUCCAUGAGCCUGGACGGCACCAUCGGCACAGGCUCCGACAGCGGCCGCUUCCCCCACCUGGGACCUGCCCAGCAGACUCAAACGCCCAACAGGAGCCCUGCCGUCGGGACAGGCAGGCGUGGGCACCAAGGGCAGCACCAUCUCGCCCCGACAAACACCCCUGAGCUGGCUCUGUUUGGAGGGGUGGACCACACAGGCACCAUCACCUCGCCUCAUAGAGGAGGUGUCACUACAUUUGUGGCGCUGUAUGACUAUGAGUCACGGACAGCAUCUGAUCUGACCUUUAGGAAAGGCGACAGGCUGCAGAUUGUCAACAACACGAAAAAGUACAGCUUCAGAGAAGGGGACUGGUGGCUCGCUCGCUCCCUGACGACAGGAGAGAGUGGUUACAUCCCCAGCAACUAUGUGGCUCCGUCCGACUCCAUCCAAGCAGAAGAGUGGUAUUUUGGGAAGAUCACUCGGCGCGACUCCGAGAGGCUCCUUUUGAACCUACAGAACAGACGGGGGACCUUCUUGGUGAGGGAGAGCGAGACCACUAAAGGGGCAUAUUGCCUGUCAGUGCUGGAUUAUGACAACACCAAAGGCCUGAAUGUUAAACAUUACAAGAUCAGGAAGCUGGACAGCGGAGGUUUCUACAUCACCUCCCGCACCCAGUUCAGCAGCCUACAGCAGCUAGUCUUCCACUACCGCAAGCACUCUGAUGGGCUGUGCCACGCUCUAUCGGACGUGUGUCCUGUGGCCAAACCUCAGACCCAGGGACUGGCCAGGGACGCCUGGGAGAUCCCCCGGGAGUCCCUCCGCCUCGACCUUAAACUGGGACAGGGCUGCUUUGGAGAGGUCUGGAUGGGCACAUGGAACGGUACGACACGGGUAGCCAUCAAGACCCUGAAGCCCGGCACCAUGUCUCCAGAGGCCUUUCUUCAGGAAGCACAGGUCAUGAAGAAGCUCAGGCACGAGAAGCUGGUCCAGCUGUACGCUGUUGUGUCCGAGGAGCCAAUCUACAUUGUGACAGAAUACAUGAGCCAAGGCAGCUUACUGGACUUCCUUAAAGGAGAUGCUGGAAAGAUGCUCCGUCUGCCUCAGCUCGUGGACAUGUCCGCUCAGAUUGCAGCAGGCAUGGCCUACGUGGAGAGGAUGAACUACGUCCACAGAGACCUGCGUGCUGCCAACAUCCUGGUGGGAGACAGCCUGGUGUGUAAAGUAGCUGACUUUGGUCUGGCAAGACUCAUUGAAGACAACGAGUACACUGCGAGACAGGGAGCUAAGUUCCCAAUCAAAUGGACGGCUCCGGAGGCAGCUCUGUACGGUCGUUUCACCAUCAAGUCAGACGUCUGGUCCUUCGGUGUGCUGCUCACAGAGCUGGCCACUAAAGGCAGAGUCCCCUAUCCAGGUAUGGUGAACCGCGAGGUGCUGGACCAGGUGGAGCGCGGCUACAGGAUGCCCUGCCCCGCAGAGUGCCCCAGCUCUUUGCACGAGCUCAUGCUCUCCUGCUGGAGGAAGGACCCAGAAGAGAGGCCUACGUUUGAGUACCUGCAGGGCUUCCUAGAGGACUACUUCACCUCCACAGAACCCCAGUAUCAGCCCGGGGAGAACCUAUAGAACCACACACUGACACCGAAACCCGGGGCCGAGAACCUCAAAAACCCAGAACGACCUGCACUAACCGACCUCAGAGGAGCGCCUGUGAAACUCAUCCGGGAGAAACUUGAGAUUCUUCUGGGGAAGCAAAAAAAAAAAAAAAAAAAAAAAACGAGAUAGAAAACCUGCUGAAGUCCCAUCAUGUGCCAUAAAUAAACUGUAAGAGAAUAACCUGAAGAACCUCCUUUCUGCAAGCACUCACUGUUUACUGAAGGAUUUCCUGCUGAAGUGAGGUUCAAGGCUGUAAAGGAGAACUCCUAGUGGACAGACUCUGGCUCUGAUUUAAAGUGUUUUUGAGAGGUGCGACUGAGGUGGGAGGAACCAAAUCAGGAUCUACAGACGGAGCGAGGGGGAGGAAAAAGAAUAAACCUUUUACCGAAGAGAGAAGGUCAAGGGAGGAUAUUUCGGGCAUCAGCUGUUUAGGGAAAUCCUCCCUCUUUCCCUCUUCUGUCGGGUCUCUUUGCCCUCGCCUGGUAAAACAUUUUUUCCGCCCACAGAAGAGCACUGCCACUGUGGCUCAGGUGCCAAAGGAAAGUCUGUCUCUCUUAGCGUCCUUUUAUCUCCCUGCUGCCUCUCGUCCUCUAUUUCUGUCUGACUUUCAGUAUCUCCCUCCGGUUUUUCUCAAGUGCUGCUUCUUCAAAGUGUCUCCAAAUGACUCAGCUCUGGAACUCUACUUUGCAUCUUUAUUUAUGUUUACUUGGACAAUAUGCGUCCACUGUGGUUUAAGGUUUUUCCGGUGGUGCAAAAAAGUUUUCAUGGGUAAAAUGUACUCGACAGGCAGGUUCUGUAACACUGAAAGUUAGGUCACUUGAGUUCAAAUUUGAGGCCUUUCACUCUUGUUUCAAGCUGUUGUUCUUGACAUGCGCUGAACGGCCAGCUGGAUACAACCUCCACAAUUAAAAAUGAUUUUGAUGCAGGUAUUGUUUGAAUGCUUGUUGUUUUACCUUAAUUUAACUGGAAAUUUGCAUUGACAAUAAUCACUGUUACGCUGGCACUAAAAAGCAGUUUUUAAUAGUUCAUUUCCUCAGAGGCAUAAAUGUGGUAACUUUCAUCAAACAUUUAUGUGACCUACUAAGAAGCUGAUAUGGCAACCAAUACUGUUUAAUAUCCAACUCAGCCCAAGAUGGGAAGGCCCCGAGUGUAAAAGUGUGCCAAACUAAUCACAUUUCUUUACUGCUAUCCAUGUAUAUAAUGUUUUAUCAUCAAGGGGGCUUACUUGGGGGGGUUUAGUUCUUAGACAGGCAAAUGUUAACUUCAAUUUGACAAUACAACUCCCAGUAAACGUCAUGUUGGGGAGUAAACCUGACCAACAUGACGUCAACGGUUUUCAUUCACUUCACAGCUGUUGUGUCCAUGAAAAUAUGCAACCAGGCGGCCCUAAUGAAUCUUAACACUUUGAUCAGGUAACUCUAAUAAAACUGUGUUUAUGACUUUACUAUAAGAGUUGAUUUUAAAAACCAGUUAGCAUGCUUUUGUGCCGUUCUUCUCUUGACCAUUGGCUGGGUUUGUAUUUAUGCUGUACUGUACAUCAACAUGUGUAUGUUUACUUUACUCAAGGUUCAAGUGAGGUGACGGGAUCAUAAACCGACUUCUGAACAUUUGUGCCAUCAACCUAUAAUUAGAUUUUUUUUAAAUCUCUAUAUAUCUUACCCACUGCUGCCCGUUCUCACUGUCAUCCUGUACAUACUGUAGCUCUUAGGGUUGGUUUUGUAUCAUGUAAGCCACUUUCAGAUGGCAGGUAUUUGUUGGGUGUCACACAUUUCACAGUGGUUUAGUUUACGACUUAGUCGAUGCAGCAACAGUAGAUAUAAUGUUAUAGAUUGUUGCCAACAAACAUGAUGAAACCAGUUAUCAAAAUAUGAGCCAUGCAGCAAUAAGAGAUGGUCCGUGCACUCUAAAUUAUUAUGCGCUUUCAGAUUAAGAAUCAUGCGGCUAAUUUAAUCAAAGAUGUGGAUGAUUCGGACAUAAAAAAAGGUGAUUGGGUUGUGAUACGACACGAACAAUGAGGUCAAAGAUGUAAAUAGUAUCUUAAACAAAUGACUGUGACUAUCAUGUAAUUUGUUUUUGUAUAGUUUUUCUUUAAUUGCACCUCCACGUUGAGGUUUUUACAUUGACGCACGCCUGCUCCCAAAAUGUUUUAAUAACAACAUGCUACUGUAAAUGGGGCUUAAGGAAUGUUUUCCUUUGUAUUAUUGGACUUAUUAUUUAUGCAAAAGACAAUUUAAAAUUGGGCUUGACAUUUAUACAUAGAUCUGAGAACAUCUUUUCAGUGCUUUUCUAUUUGAGAUUUGGAAAUCCCCUGUUUUGUUCUGACUCACUGAACCGCCUGUAAGUCACUGGGCCAAUGUGGAAGUUGAUGGGCUCAUGACUAAUGUGAGUAACACCAAUGUCUGAUUGGAUUAUCUGUGCCAUAUUAAAGAAGUGUCUGUCUUUUUUUAAUGUUUUUCUUUGUUUUAGUUUUUAUGAAUCUAUGCAGUUUCGGUCUGGCAUUCCUGCAACAUGGUUAUUUUGUUCUAAAGUCAAAAACAAUGAUCAUAAAUAAGAAGGUGUGAGCAUUUUGUAAGGACUUUUUUUUGUCUUUUUUUUUGUUUCUGAUGUAACAGGAUUGAAUAAUGGGUA